This is a messenger RNA of Chaetomium fimeti, 1755 nucleotides long. RefSeq lists its product as uncharacterized. Bases 1 to 1755 code for a protein of 584 amino acids. Lineage: Eukaryota; Fungi; Ascomycota; Sordariomycetes; Sordariales; Chaetomiaceae. The transcript is spliced from 4 exons. The record is from RefSeq and is a predicted model, not a curated record.
AUGGGGGGCUCUCAACCGCCGUUCAUGUACCAGUCCGUCAGUCGGGACGAUGAGCGAUUCCCGGCUGUCAAAUUCGACCCAAAGGCAGUGACUCGAGCAAGUUACGAGUCAAAGAAGCCGAAACCUAAGCCGGACGGCCCGCUUGUCUCAUUCAACCGUCAUCCCGAUGCCCUUAUGGUACCCAAUGGGCGAAACAAGUUUAGCCCGAUGGGGCACAAGACAAAGAGCUGGAUCAAGGGCAUGCGCGUUGUGCAGAUGUGUCUCAGGGUCGUCCAGGCCAUCGCCGCCGUCGGCCUUAUCGUCGCCAUGAGCGUAUCAGGUUUGGGAGGAUGGGUCGUCAUUGUGACCUGUGGCAUUGUCAUUCUCCACUGCACCUACAGCGUCUUCCAUCAUGUCCGGCCAGCAGGCGCUAGAACUCCGGGCUCGUCUGCGGGCUACCAGUUAUUCGCCGGCAUCUCUGACCUCUGCGUUCUGCCCCUGUACGCGUACGGUGCCGUCAUGACUAGGAACAAGAACGAAGAGUGGAAGACGACGGCCCCCCCUGAUGACCCGGACGUCGUCAAGUACAUGGUCCCAUCCAUCUUCUACGGUCUCAUCGGCGCUGGCGGCUUACACCUUAUCUCGCUGCUCAUCUCCCUAUGGCUCGCCUUGAUGUUCCGCCGCAUCGCAAACAUGCCUCCGGACAUGAACCCGCUAGAGGCCAACCUCACCUCGCGCGCACACAAGCGCAACAAGUCGUCGGUUACCACCACUUCGACCUAUUCGGACGAGAAGCCUGAGAGCGAGCUUUACGACGACAGCUCUCGCCCACCGUCUUACCAAGUUCCCACCAGCAACCGCAACUCGGGCACCCCACAGGACCUGAAGCGCAUGUCCGCACCGCUUCCUCCAGCCCACCGCGCCUCCUACACGGAAAUCCCUCUCGGCGAGACCGGAGCUGGCUCCUCCCGCCCAGUUUCUAUGCACUCGUCCCGCCCCAGCACCGGCUCUGUCCCCUCCUACCGUGCCGAGCCCGUCUCCCCAGCCCAAACCGUCCAGCCGCGCUCCGCCAGGUUUACCGAGACCUGGUACGCCUCCGAAUCCCUCAUCAACCGGACCCAGCAGCGCAACCGAGCCACCCCGACCCCGAAAAACAAAGCCGCCUACGCCUCCCUAGACGCCUCCGACGGCGAAAACAACUCCGACUCGGAAAACGACACCUUCUACACCCCAGCCCGCGGCGGCACCGCCGGCAACAACGAAAACACAAACCACCCCAACCCGCUCCGCUCCAACCCCCUCGCCAGCAACGACACCACCAAACCCGAACCCAACAACUACAACACCACCAGCACCCGCCGCCCCCGAACCCCCUUCUCCCGCCUCCGCAACUCGGUCCUCUCCACCAUCUCCCCCAACGACCGCCGCGUCUCCGGCAGCCAGGACAUCACCGACCAAACUCAGACCCAAACCCUCGCAGUCGGCGGCGGCGGUGCGCCCGGCGGCCCGCGCAACCGGCUCUCCUCCAUCCAGCCCGACGGCGCCUUCUUCUCCAAGCCGUACGGCGAUCUCAGGGCGGCUACGCCGCCUGUUAUUGUUGGGGGGCGGGAUGAGAAGACGGCGGUGGAGCGGGUGGUGUCGUCGGGGAAUGAUUAUGAUUUGGGGAGUGGUGGUGGUGGUGCGGGCGCGAUGGGGAGGAGGAAUGUGAGUGGGAAGGUUGCGGAGGAGGGGAGGGCGGGGCAGAGGUGGUCGAGGUAUGGGGUUUUGAAUGAGUAG